Molecule: messenger RNA, 6000 nt
Organism: Varroa destructor (honeybee mite)
Lineage: Eukaryota; Metazoa; Arthropoda; Arachnida; Mesostigmata; Varroidae
Product: metabotropic glutamate receptor 3-like
Biological process (GO): G protein-coupled receptor signaling pathway
Cellular component (GO): membrane
Molecular function (GO): G protein-coupled receptor activity
Source: RefSeq, a predicted model, not a curated record
UCCGCGCUGAGAGGCGGGCAACUGAUGAUGACGCCAACGUUGCUCCCGCCGCUGCUAAUGUUGCCGUAAAGGAUAGAAAAUAUUGCACUAAGCCAGAUAAGCAAGACAGUCAGUCAUUCCGUUGCUGUAACGUAUGUAGAGGAAGUAUAUAAUACUGCAAAGUUGCUACAAGGUACUGUUACAAGUACUAGGAUUGUUGGCCGUUAUGCAAUACUGCUAUGACCACCAUCCACAGUUUGAGUAGCCCAUUCUGUAGUAGUUCGAAUAAGCUAAACAAACAAAUUGGUACGCCCUCGUCUUAUUUCUACAACAGGAUUUGGUCUUCCGUCGUCUGCCGACGGAAGAUACAAUACCAGCCGCACAGGUGUAUAUAUAUAUUGAAUAAAAUGUUGAAGGGAGAGAGAGAGAGAUUGAAUCUAACGAUCGUUGGCUUAACGAAACGUACAAUUUACGUUUACUUACGACCUAAGUAUGUCGUGCGCAUACAGAUCGAAACUACGACUUAAGUACCGUACUGCAGAAAUAAGGACAGAGUAACGGAGAAGAACCUUUACCGGGGCCGGCGAGAACAAUUCCAACGGAACAAGAAGGACCAGUUACUGAACACUGAAAAUUAGCUAGAGUGCGCUGGAAUCGAACCUACGAUGAAUACUACCACAAACGCUCCAGAUAGAUGAGAAGAUGGAAAAAAUGAGCAGAUUCAAAAUAGAAAAAUUGAUUUUUGAUGGUUGCUGAAGCAUAAGAAGAUAGAAGCCUUUGAAGAGCUACGGGCUGCGGCAAGAAUAACACAAAAUGACAUCACAGACUGGCGAAAUUGGUGCAUGAUAAAUAAUCGACAAUCAAGAAAGUGGAAACAUAAUGGAUGACAUAGUUGGAGUGAUAGUUUUAUUUAUUUGAUUAUUUCGACGAUUCGGACUAUCUGUGCACUAGAAUUCAAGGAAGAAGGUCUACGCGUUGGCUUACCUUUGUACAAUGAAAGCCGUCGGUAGCAGUAGAACGAAACCACUCUGUCAUCGACGCGACAUUUAACAAUGUAAUAAACCAGCGUGAGUCUACGCGCAAUUUGGGGUCCAUUUAAACUCACAACAGCAGGAGAUGUUGCGGUUAAUGCUCUUUGCAUGAUGGUUGGACGUUUGAUUGACGGCGUCGCGCCAUCCGUUCGGGGGCGUCGGUCACAACCAACUUGCUGUUAUCUUUCCGGAAGUACUGGCCUGCUUCCUAGAUGGCUACAUUCGGGUGGCGUCAUUUUGUGGUGGCUUCUAGCGUUACAACCGUUAUUGGAAACUCCUUCAUCGUGUAUGGCCCGCACUGUUAAUUGGCCUUUACAAAGGACUGCCAAUAUCUCCGGGGAUAUUAUGCUUGGUGCAUUUUUCCCCAUACACGAAGCCAAUUCCUCUUAUGAGUGUGGUCGAAUUCAAAUAGAGGACGAAGGUGUUCUGCAGUUGGAAGCGCUAUUGUAUACAAUAAAAAAAAUCAACGAGGAUGAAACUAUUUUACCGGGCGUCCGUCUCGGGGUGAUCGCUCUUGAUUCCUGUGAUAAUAGUGCUUAUGCAUUAGAGCAGUCGCUUGAUUUCAUAAAAGGUUUCAUUGCACGAAACAACGUUUUCAAAUCUGAGCGACAAUUCAUAUGCUCCGAUGGCUCGAUUCCCACGUACCGUAAUGGAUCAUUUAACAAUGUUAUUGGAAUCAUUGGAGGACAAUCUAGUUCGGUCUCCAUUCAGCUCGCCAACCUCCUGCGACUCUUCAAAGUCCCUCAGAUCAGCUACCAGUCUACGAGCCCGACGCUGUCGAAUAAAGGAAAAUUCGAGUACUUCUUCCGGACGGUACCAUCCGAUGCCAACCAAGCAAAAGCAAUCAUGGAAAUACUCAUAGAGUUUCGGUGGACAUACGUAUCGAUUGUGUAUUCGGACACAGACUACGGAAAUAGAGGGUAUGAAAAACUUCAGGAGCUGUCAGCUCAAUACAACAUUUGCUUCUCCAAUCCACAAUCGAUAAACGCCGAUUUCAACGAGACGAAGUAUGACAUGGUUAUCCAAAACUUAAUGAACAAAAGCAAUGCCAGAGUGGUCGUCGUGUUCUCCGAUAAACAGGUGGCGAAGAAACUGAUGAAAGCGGCCUUCCGUAAGGGGGCUUCGCGUCGCUUCGUUUGGAUUGGCAGUGACGCCUGGGGUGGGCUGAAGACCCUCUUUGAGACGGAUGGCGAGAAAGCUGUCGUGGAAGGAGCCAUCAACGUACUUCCUAAGCAAAGGGCUUUAGCGGGCUUUAAGGAGUAUUUUAGCCAGCUCAAUCCAACCACGCACAAAGAUAACCCCUGGUUUGCUGAGUACUGGGAAGAAUUCUGGAAGUGUAGGAUGGUCGAGUUCCCCGAAACACCCUUCAACAACAAUUUUACGUCCUGGUGUAACACCAACAAAUCCAUACCGACGCAGGAAUUUAAAGGACUGCAUUUCGUCCGCGAUGCUGCAUACGCCUUUGCGUAUGCGUUGCACGACAUUCACCGCAUGCGGUGUGGUAAUCAAACAGGCAUGUGUGACAAGAUGAGCGAGACUGGAAUCGACGGCACCUAUCUCAAGUCAUCCCUGGAGAAGGUUUCCUUCAAGGAUGAGUCCGGCAAGCCAUUUCGCUUCCUGCCAUCCGGUGACGCCCCGCCCAGGUACACGAUAAUCAACUUCCAGCGAAGUGAGCGACCCGACGGUAAGCACGAGUUCAUCUGGAAACCCGUUGGAUCCUUUGAUCCAAGUGACGAUGGUGAAGACCACCUUGAAGUGCGACGUGAAGAGAUGGUCUUCAAGUGGGAUCAGAAAUCUUACCCACGGUCGUAUUGCUCAGAGGAGUGCCGCAAAGAUCAGGUUAUGCUAAAACUGGAGGGUGACACGUGCUGUUGGAUCUGCAGCAAUUGUACCCAGUACCAGUUUCUCCGGGACCAGAAUCAUUGCGAGGACUGUGAACUUGGCCAUUUGCCUAACCCAGACAAGACAAAAUGUGUUAAAAUACCCGAAGUUUACCUUGACUACAAUAAUCCAUGGGCAAUCGGAUCAAUUUCGUUUUCGUUGUUCGGUAUGUUGGUCGUAGUAUUUAUUGCGCUUGUCUUCCGACGCUUCUCGGCUACCCCAAUCAUCAAAGCGUCAGGCCGCGAGCUUUCUCAUCUCCUAUUGCUUGGCAUCUUUCUAUCGUUUUUGCUGACUUUCGUCAUUGUUGCCAAGCCAACGGCGAUCACGUGCGGACUGACGCGUUUCUUCCUCGGAUUCUGUUAUACGAUGUGCUAUGCAGCUAUCGUAACAAAAACGUCCAGAAUAGCACGAAUCUUCGCCCAGGGUAGCAAGGGACCUCAGGCCAAAGUCCGAUAUACUUCUCCUACAUCACAACUCUUCAUUACCGCUCUACUGGUAAGCGUGGAAGUAGUCGUCAACGCUUUGUGGCUUAUAUAUGACCCUCCGAUGCCAACGAAUAUUUAUCCAACUCGUGAGGAAAGCGUACUUAUCUGUGCCAGGUCUGAUGACCACAAGUACCUCAUUGGCCUUGUUUAUCCCUUUGUGCUUAUGUGUUUUUGUACUAUCUAUGCUUUCAAGACGCGCAAGUGUCCAGAUGGUUUCAACGAAGCUCGGUAUCUCACAUUUACCAAUUACACGACAUGUGUCAUCUGGCUGGCCUUCUUGCCGCUGUUUGUACUAUCAACGAACAACGCCAUCCGAGCAGUGACCCUCUCGUUUUUGCUCAAUCUAUCAGGAACGGUUCAGAUCUUCUGUCUGUUUGUGCCCAAAGUAUACAUUGCACUAUUUAAGCCCAGCAAAAAUACGAAGGAGAGCAUUAUGUGCCAUCAUAACCGCAUAGGACAACAGCAAUUCUGUCAGAGCUCAACGCUCAGUCGGUCUACGGGGACGAUUUGUUGCAAUGCGCAACUAAGUGGAUCCGAAGGACAUAUCAAUCGGUUUUGUCAACGGGAUGUUCAGUCCGGCGCACCCCUAACCGGAGUAUCGCUUGACAACUCCACGUCGAACAUAUUUCUCGUCGUUCCGCAUGGCAACGAUGGCGGCGGCGUCCAGAGUCUUACAGGUGGUGAACUGCCAUCGGCCGUGGAGCCGGCUCGCGAGGUCAAAGCUCUCGUUCACUUGCGGACAGCAUCUGCCUCAACUUCGGCGACAGGCAGUAGGAUGCCGUGUGCAACUGAGAGGGACAACGAUCCAAUGUAGCACGAGAUGGCCACCAUCCUCGAGCUGCUCCUACAGUUGAGGUACCUGUCUGCGAGUAUACAGACAGGCCAGGGUGGCAAUGGACCUUCACAUGGACAAGCAGAACGUCAGUUCGCACUUCGUACCGAAUCUCCGACGACCAGCUACUCAACGUUUGACCAAAAGGGCAAGGGAAGCACGGAGUAACUUUACUGACCCAUUAACUUACUGCACGGUACAUGCGAAUAUCAAUAUAAUAUAUCCCAUACUCGAAAACGAAGACUGCUAAGCUGGUAGAAUUGUACGUAUAUAGAAUCACUUCUACCAGAAGUAUUUGAUGAGCACAAGUAUUAAAUAUCGACCUGACGGGCCGUGAUUUUUGCAAAGCCGCGCUUUUUAACACACUAAUAAUCGCCUGCGGAGUGUAGGGCCCUCUACGGACGAUGAGCAAAAAACUCGACGAUGCCUCGUCUGCGUACGUCAUUAUAUAUAUAUAUAUAUAUAUAUGUAUGCAUGCCAAGCAGCGCUACUCAGUAUCCGUUACCAUACAAUGUAAGCCCCUACAAGCAGCACUAGCUUUGUGCUAGGAAUUGGCAAAUCCUAUAUAACGUGUGCAUAUCUGCAGUGAAGAUUAUAUACAGGUCGUCAUAUACCGUUGUUCGGCAGUUGUUUCAAGGAAAGACACAACGUCAUCUUGUCAACUAUCAUAAUAAGAUUUAAUUAAUAUUUGUGUGUUUACAACAAAUAGAACCGUCUAAUAGAAGAAGCGUAGAAAAACAUUUGUGGAGCGCCCUGGAGAUUCAUCGCAGAUUUGUUGGCGAGACCGAAGCUGACGAGACAUUUAUUGAAUCAAUUAAGUUAUAUUGAAGUUUAUUGUAAUAUAUUGAUAUGAAGAUAAUGUUGAACGUUUGUAAAUUGUUAUAGCAGAUUUACGAUACGAAUAGGUAAUUAUUCCUGCAAUUUUAUAUUAAAUGGCUAUUGUUUCCGCUCAGAUUCCACAAAAGAAACACUACUAGUCAUAUGAAAAUCAGAUGCAACGGUACCUCUCCAUGAGUUUAUCUAAUGUGCGAAUAGGAUGAGUCGUUUUGAUGAUUCGAGAGUAUGUAUAACUUUACGGCGAAAAUGCAGAGAGAUGCGUGAUUUUUUCCAGCGCAAGCAUCACUAAGUUGUCUGUAGGAACUUUUGCAAUUCGUAGCCUACCGUCUUAAAUCAGUACUAGCUUUAUUUGUCAUAUUAUUUAGCACACAUAACGACUCUAAACCUCAAGCAAGCAAAGUUGUGUUGUUGAAACUAAAAUGGCAAAACUUACAUGCAGUAAGUGAUAGCAGCAAACGACAUUAGUAUGUCAAUCUAGUAGUAAGUAGUAAAUACUUAUUGACUUCUAGAAGCAAUGAAAUCUUCGAUAGCUUUCAUAUUAGAAAUAAACAUAUAAUUCAAUACGAACAACAAACAACCAGGUGCCAAUGUAACGAAAUGGAGGCUGAAAUCAGAGAGACAAACGCUAAUCAUACGUAAAAGAUAUGUCAUAUAAUAAAAUAUAUUUUUAUUAUACCCUGUCUAAUGGAGCAGGGGUGCUACUGCGUGAGCGUGUGAUAAAGUUUUGUCCUAGAGCUUCUUGUAGGGUGUAAAGCCCAGCUGAAUUUGCUGUAACCCAAUUGGGUACACUUAACCCAAUUCGUAUGGUGUACUAUUUGUGCAACACACAAAUGUCGUUCGCUGUCGUUAGUGUUACUAUUACUAUCAUUACUAUCUGCCGCGUAAUACGUGUCUUACACGAUACAAAUCCAUUCAUAGCGGCGCCAGAUUUCAAUAAACAAGAAUACGAAGCAGU